AUGGUAAAGGGCAGCAAGCGGUGUGCUUCGACGAACGAUGAUGAGAAAUGGAAAUCUGAAACGUAUCAAUUCUCAGCCCAUGACAACAGAUACACGUUACGAGGCAACAUCGGUGUCUUCGCGAAUGGACUGGGUCGCAGGAAGUUUCCGGAUGACCGCAGGCAGCACAACUCCCACUUCAGCCUGGCUCAUGAGGGAGCUGUCGGUGGACCCGGAGAGACAACGUUGAGUUUAACAGCCUACCAGACUGACUAUGAGGCUAAGCAGGGGGAGGAGGCUGCAGCCAGCAAGAGGAGGUUCCCUCACAACCAUCAGCGAAAGUCUAUGGAGGCAGCUGCUGCCCAGGCUGCAGAGCAAUUCAUGUGGUUUGGUUUGGCCGGCGGGACUCAAACCUUCGAGCCCCUGGAGCUGCUAGCAGCCACCAAGUAGUAACCUGAAUAGCCACAAGCUACGAACUCCUCCAGAUGGGUGUAAACUUUUUGAAUUGCGUCGGUUGUCAGUUAAGAACUGAAAUAGAAACGUCAUUUGACUUUGCAGUUGUCUGUUCACAGUCUCGACAGUAGAGGACAGCAGCUCUGCAUGAGCGACGUUGAUCUUCAGCCAUUGUGAGCUGUUUAUCUGACAGGUUGCAGCUCCUCUAGUUUGCAUAGGAUGUGGCUUU
This is a messenger RNA of Lampris incognitus (smalleye Pacific opah), 661 nucleotides long. It is a transcript of the gene tex36, whose product is annotated as testis expressed 36. The record is from RefSeq and is a predicted model, not a curated record. The transcript has 3 exons. Bases 1 to 429 code for a protein of 142 amino acids. NCBI's taxonomy places the organism in Eukaryota, Metazoa, Chordata, Actinopteri, Lampriformes, Lampridae.